This is a messenger RNA of Coregonus sp. 'balchen', 30121 nucleotides long. The record is from the annotation of a GenBank genome assembly. Lineage: Eukaryota; Metazoa; Chordata; Actinopteri; Salmoniformes; Salmonidae.
GGGUGAAGGAAGUGACGUUGUGACCAGGAAACAACACAACUCUUCGAGUUCAGAAAGUGUUGUUAGCAAACUAGCAAAUUCAUCACAAAAAACUAUCAUACACAAGAACAAGGUAUAUCAUUUUCAAUUUUACCUCAAAGCGUUUCAUGAAUAACAAAAGGGUGGAGAGGAUGGAUAUAUUAAUAACCGACGUUAGCCAUGAUCUCUGAUUUAGCUACGCCAACGUUAUCUAGUUAGCGUUCACAACAAUUUGGCAGUAGCUAGCUAUUUAGUUAGCUAGGUAGUUAGCCAGCUUUUAGAUUGGAACAGCUAGUUAGUUACGUUAUGUAGUUAGCUAGCUAGAUACCGAUUUAAAAGAAAUAGCGAUAGCUAACUAGGGUAUUUGACAGCUACAUUGCCAGCUUAUUUCCUAGCUAGCUAACGACGUCAUUGCCAGAGUAGGUAAGUGAUGUGUGAGUAGACAGCUUACAUUAGGUAGCUAGUAGUAAACUACAAAGGGCUGUGGUUACCCUCUACUGUUAGCCCAUUGUAUAGCCAAUGUAACUGGGAUGCAACUCAAAUAAUUUUAGACCUGUAACCAAGUCCUUAGAAUGUUUUACACCGUUAAUUUCCCCUUGAUCAGAACGCUAUGAUGUAUUUGUGAAGUUGUUCUCCGUCUUCCAUAUAUGCCUAGAUCCAGAGAGAAUGGCUGCAGACUGGUUAGGCAGUCUGGUGUCAAUAAACUGUGGACCAACCCUGGGCAUGUACCAGGGAGAAGUGUCAUCUGUGGACCAGACUAGUCAGACCAUCUCUCUCAGACAACCUUACCACAAUGGGGUCAGGUGCCCUGUCCCUGAGGUCACCUUCAGGUAAGGCUUUCACAUGGUGAAGUACAGAAAGAUUAGCCUGAGUCACAGUUUCGGGAAAUAAUUUGCGGUGACAAUGACAUAGGAGUUUGAGUUUGCAUUUGGCAAGACGGCACACACAGACAUACUACAUUCUGUGCAUUGAUCUAGUUAUUUCACAAAGACAUAGGGGCCUACUUAUUUGUUUUAAGCAAUCUGCUGUUAACAUGCCUAACAUACCAAUGUUUACAUUCUAUGCAGUGCUAUGGACAUCAAAGAGCUCAAGUUCCUGGAUAUCCAAACUCAAAGUGGUGGCAGCAGAGCCAGUGCUGGACAGGGUGUCUUGUCUGAUCCAGGCGUCAUAUCUUCAGGGCAGAGUGGUCAGAAUAGCAGAGGUGGUUACCCUGCCAACAACACCCAUUCCACCACCGCUCCUAUUACCAUUUUACGCAAAGGUGAGAUGAGAGGACUAGUUUGAGAGUUUUAUUUUUCAAACUGGUUGCAAGGCCCCAACGCAACAUCCCCUCAGUUACCAUCAAUUGGGCUGGGGGACUUUUAUACAGCGGUAGUGGAACACCACCUUCUAUCAGCAGUUCUCCAGAAGCCACAAAGAGUGCUGUCUGACUGAGUGCAUUUGAAUAGGCCAUGGGCUUCUUCAGUGUGUUCUAAAAUGGCCACAGCCUUUCUUCUUAUGCAUUCGGAAAGUAUUCAGACCCCUUGACCUUUUCCACAUUUUGUUACGUUACAGCCUUAUUCUAAAAUUGAUGAAAUUAUUUUUUUCCUCAUCAAUCUACACACAAUACCCCAUAAUGACAAAGCAAAAACAGGUUUUUAUAAUUUUUUGCAAAUGUAUUAAAAAUAAAUAACAGAAAUACCUUAUUUACAUAGGUAUUCAGACCCUUUACGCAGUACUUUGCAACCAGUACAAUUUUAGAAUAAGGCUGUAACGUAACAAAAUGUGGAAAAAGUCAAGGGGUCUGAAUACUUCCUGAAUGCACUGUAUGUUUUGAUAAGGUUUGUAUCACAGCUAAAGUGGCCAAAUAACUUCUUAAAAUGAAGCACAUUCAUCCGCGUUACAAGGGGUUUAGAGCCUAAAUGGCAUACAUAAGCAGCGCAUGAGUUUCAAGUUUGGAUAAGAUAAUUUUCACCAUAAAAAUUCACCUUUUAUAAUAAAAGCGUUACAUUCAUAAUAGCAUUUGCAGUCACUUUUGAUAAUGGUGUUUUCCCGCUAAUGGAACAUUUGCGCUUAUAGCCUACUGCCAUGCGCGCAUUGCUGCGCUUAUAAUGUGAAGAUAUAGCCUAAUAGUUUAUCAACAUUUUAAGCUAAAUAUUCUGAUCUGUUGCGUCAGCCACAUUGCUUCAAAAACGUUUUUUUGAUGCUAGUGGUUAUAUUAACUUGGGAUCUAUUGCUUCCCACAACUGUCCCAGACUAUGUUUGGAAUAUUUAUUCUCUCGCACAGAAUAGAAUAGGUCGACUUUUGUACUAUGGGGGAUAGUAGAUUGACAUAGGCUAGUGCUUUUGCUGUUCGUUAGGCCUACUCAUCUUGUUUGCUGACGAAAAGUAAAUGUGGACAGUUCUUCCAAUAUCCUCAAUAUGCACCUCGGAAUUGGAUAAGGACGCGCGCAGUUGCGUGCCCGAUGUGUCUGACUUCACUUGUAGCCUGUGAGAAAGACCCGAUCACGUGAUGGAAGAAGGGCACAACGGCCACUGGCCGCAAUAGGCAUGGAUUUUUUUAGGGUGCAUUACGGCCACAAAGGGGAUGCCGCCGUGAUAUUCGAGGCAUUAUCAAGUGCUUUUCAAAUUGUGAAUGAGAGACUAAUGAAGUGUGGACAGCCUGCGCUAAAAACAAAGCAGAGCUCAUGCCUUUCAAGCGACUUUUUUCAAAUCAUCAUUAGAGUUGCAUCAUGCAGCCUUACAAUGUAUAAAAAAUCUAAACAUAUAGCCCAACGUUUGUAGAACAACUAAAGUUACAUUAACUCUAAAUUAAGCAUAUAGGAGUACCUAUUUCUUAGUUAACCGCUCAACACGGAGUAGCUGCACGUGCGCACUCUCUCAAAUCGUUUGGUGAAAACAUGUAUAUUUUAUUCAGCUUUGUUCAAUUGUGUUCAUCAUACUAUAAAAUAAUGCCACGGAAUUCUAAGCAAAUCUUGUCUGCUAAAUGAACUAGUGUAGCCCACAGCCAUUUGGACAACUCAGAGUAUUCUAUUCUGUUCUUCUGAAAUAGACUACAUCUUCUUCAUAUCAUGCUUCAAUAAAUAAUGGAUUUAUUGUGAAGGUGUAGGCGAUAUUACAUGGAUUUAUUUGACUUUUUUUAAAUGUAGUUGUUCCAAAUGUCUGUAUCAGUGGCUUGUAGGCUAUGUGUGGAAGCCAGGAGAUGCUAAAUGUGUGUAUGUUAAUUAACGGUAAAUUACUGUGAGACUGACAGUUAUUUGCUUGACAAUCACCGGCUGACUAAAUUUUGUGACCGCCACAGCCCUAGUAACGUAACAAAAUGUGGAAAAAGUCUAGGGGUCUGAAUACUUUCCGAAUGCACUGUAUAUUGCACCAGAAUCUUACACCAUCACACUCAAUGACUACAUAACUUGUAUCUCUGCCUUUGUUGCUUAUGAGUGCUAGAGGUAGGCUAAUACAUUUGACCUGCACUAUAUUUAGCCACUUCAAGUGUUUACUCAUUGAAUUUGGUGCCAACUGUAACAGUUAGUCCCAUUUAGAAAGUACACUCAACACAUUAUCACAUUGUGAAUGAGGCUAUUUCUCAAUUAUGACAUGUUUACAUAAGACAGUUUAACCACAGCCAUGAACAUAUUUCUCGCUAUCUGACUGUGAUUAUAGAGCAAAAAGUUAUCAUUGUUGAUCUUUUCCUUAUUAAGUGACCGGAGGAAAUGUGAAACUAAAAGUAUCAGUGUCACAUGUAACUCCACUCCCUAAUCUCUAGGCUCUGCACAUUUGUCAGCAGUCACUGAAGCCGAGCCAACACAUUGCUUCAUCAUAGUAACAUUUAUGCACUUGUCUUUUCUGAGAGACACCUAGGCUCUGUGGAUAGGAAGGGAAAGGUUGCCUCUGUGCAAAGGUUACACUUAGUCAUGUUAUGCUAUGCUUUACCUGACUGGCGCAUUCAUACGUUUAGGGCUUCUGUUUCUUUUGUUUGGUCCCUGCUCUGUUAUUUCUGUUUAUCAGACACAGAAAUCCCUGCAGUGUUUUGGCAUAAAUGUUUUAGUAAAUGAUUAUCCUCGGAUGUACUAUGAGAAUAGUUUUCUAUCAUUUCUGCCAGGUAUAAUAACCACAACCCAUAAAGCAGCAACCCUUUUAAAAUAGCUACGUAGUAGUUAUCUGCUUAAUCAGUCUAGUUUAUUUCUGUCUCUCUGGUGAACCGGUGUCCUUUCCUCUAGUCUAUGGUGUCACCGGGUUACUAUUAACAAGCCUGAGCCCCAGAUUCCCAUAGCGUGCUAAAGGCUUUUACCAAAGUUCCUCUUUACAAUAUGUGUGUGACUAAGAUCAAUAAACAUUCCCCCCCUCGCUGUGUCUGCUCCUAAAGAGGAGGUUAUGCAAGGCCUGGCCUACGUGCCUUAGUGCCCUUCUGUUCUCCGUCUCGUCUCCCUCCCUCUCUCCUGCUCAGAACAGGAAACCCCCCACAGGAAGCCAUGUUGUCCCAGUGGCAGUGUGCUUGGAAGGGGGCAGACCAUAUCAAUUGUGGAAGCACUGUUUACCUUUGCAUUUUUUAUUUUAAUCUCCAGAUUCUUGGGCCAACAGCCAAGGGCGCUAAUGCACAAAUUGCAUGAGACCAAAGUGCUGAGUGGAAGGGGUUGGGCUGACCCUUUCACACGCAAUGCCAUGCCCCUAACCAGCCCCUUAGUGGGGGGCCAUAGAAAGAAAGGGAGGUGGGGUUAGGGACUACUUAUGCAAGAUCAUGGGCUAUACAAAUUAUUUAUAAUUAUCUGACAUUAAUGUUUCUGGGAGAGUUAGGAUAGUCCUCUGCAAAUCGAGUGGAUUUUCUUGGAUCUAAAAUGACCUUGUUAAGAGGGUAAUUGGGGGGGGGAAAUAGCUCUUAUUUUUGCAUAUACAAAUGUUCCUAUGCAUACAUGCUGUCAGCUUAGAGUCCUUUGUUUUUCCUGUGCCUCUGGUACAUACCAUUAACUGUACAGUAAAGCUCUUCUUUCCUGUUCUUGAUUGGACAGUGUCACACACACAUACACAGAGGGAGUUGUUGCGGCUGACUGACAUGUUUUCCUUCUGUCAGUCUUAACUUGCAUGUGAACACAUUUCCCUCCACACAGCAACAUGUUGACAAGCCUCACAUGCUGUCACAGCACACUGUCACUCACUCCAGUUCCUGUGUGUUUAUCUCACCGUUGUCAUAGUGAUUUAUUUUUCUGUAAGAGUAUUGGCCAACAUUUGCUUGUAACGUGUGUAACUUAAAUAUGGGUCAUGUUUAAUCAUUCUUUGAAAUGUAGUUCACCGUGUAGUUUGUCAAUGAUGUUUCACAUGGCUCAAGUUCAUGUUUUGUUCAAAUAUCUCAGCCUUCAUUGAACAUAAGAUUCUUUCUGUUCUCCACAUUUUCACAUCACUUCUAUCAGACACUAGUACUAACUUGGUGUUCAUUAUUCUCUGCUUGACUUGGAGCAUUGCCCAGUGCAUUCAGGUAUCUGAUUCACUGAGAUUUACAAUAGACCUGUAGGUAAUAAUACUCUGUGGUUUCAUUGUAAUAUGUUUGCCUAUGUUGAAAAGCUAAUGCACACAUAUUAACAGAUUUUUUUAAAAGCAGUCCCUCACUCCCCUCCAUUGUCGAAAAUACAUUGAUAUAGUAGCAAGUCUCAGAUCAGUCGGUGUGAUCGGAUGACAACGCCAUUGUGACAACAACAGUAGUGUGUACGUGACUUGACUGAGAGUCUUGGUGUGAAUCUUGCGUGAGAGCCCAAAGUACCUAGCUGUCAGUGUGACACUUGCGUGCGACUGUGCCUCUCUCUCUCUCUCUCUCUCUCUCUCUCUCUGUCUCUAGGUUAGCGUGAGACCUCAGCACGGUUAGGGUUGAACACCCGGUUUUUCCAGUUAUUUUUUUGUUUCUCAUCUUAGUUCUUUUUGAUUUGUUAGUGCGCCAUGCAUGUAUCUAAACGUUGUGUGUUGAGGAUUGUGUGUUGAGGAUAGAAAACUACUAGCCUAUAUUAUUAAUGUUCUAUUGACGUUGCUUGUUAUCUAACUAUAGCUCCUGAUACAGCCAUAGGAUAAGAUCAGUAUUGAGGACAUAGAGAGCAGACUGGAGUCCUGACAGAGAUUAAUGGACCCCAGUCUGAAAAAUUACCCUCUUAACUGGGAUUUGGGCUUGUGCACCAUAAUUGCUAGUCAGGCUACAGGCCUAUGUACUGUAAAAAUAAAUCAGAAUAAAUCGUCCUCCUAAUGUCUUGAUUUAUGUUAAUCAGGUCCUCCAGCAUCAUCUAGUAACCGAGCGCCAAACCAGGCCACGCCGAAGAAGAACGGAGUGAAGAACGGAGUAGUAGGAGGAGGGGGGCAGAUGAGGAUCAGGGACGACGAGUGUUUUGGUGCUGAGGUGGACGAGGGUCUGGACACAGACUUUGACUUUGAGGGGAACCUGGCACUGUUCGACAAGGCAGCCGUGUUCUCGCAGAUUGACGACACAGAUUGCAAUGGGGCACGUUCCCGUGGAACGCACGGUGGCGAACGCGGUACACCCACACGUUACCGUCACGACGAGAACAUCCUGGAGGUCAAACCAGUCGUCUACCGGCAGAUCACGGUCCCACAACACGGGGGCAAGGAGUACUGCACUGGUAAGAGAGAGAGAACAGAACACCCUCCAUUGGCUCCAUUCACAUCCACCAUGGGCAAGAGAGCGAGAGAGAGCACCACCCUCCAUUCACAUAUAUCUCACACAUCCACAUCUAGAGACCUGCUGCCCUGAGGGAUAGACAGAUAGAGCACUCUCCAUUCACAUCUGUCAUCACACAUUCACUUCCAGAGGCCUGCCAGUGCCCUUAGGCCCUGAGUGUCUCUCACCACAGCCACUGCAUCUAUUGAGGCUAAAAGUAGACCCAUGAGUUUGGCUAAGCGAGCCAGACUAGUGGAGAGACUGGACAUUGUGUACAGUUCUAAAAUAGGCCUUAAACAAACAGGCAAGAAGAAAAUUGCCCCUGUAAUCGGACGCAACCGUGAGGGAUUACAACAGUGUGGGUAUUCUCAGUGAAGCCCAUCGGGCUGGAGAUGAGAUGGGGGAGAGAUAUAGGUUCCUGUCACAGCCCCAGCCCGUGUGCAGCGUGUGGUUAAGAGGUUACGCCAGGCUGAGGCUCUCCCUCUCAGUAAUCACUGCUGGCUUCUCCCUAAGGAGUGACACACCCACCAUUCACACACUCUCUCUCUCACACACACACACACACACAACCCUAAUGAGCUACACUUCUCUGUCCAUACACAGACUCUUGUUUGUCUUUCUCUCCUUUAAGAUACUAGAAUGUUUUUCAUGUAGCUCAGAGAUGGGAAAACCGCUGUAGAUUGGUGACCCAUUCAACCAGAGAAUGGGGAUUUACCAUUAGAUUUGUGAAAAUUAAAAGAAAUGAUGAACGACAAGUUCUACCAUCAGGAUGUUUUCUGUUGCAUACGUGUCUUGCGGACUGGUGAUAAUGAGUGUAGUGUUUGCUUUGGAAUGUAGUUGAAUUCCCCCUCCAUGUCAGUGUUGUUGACUUUAGACAGAAAUAGUAUAAGUUCUCAGAGUGACAGUGUGGGUCUGAUGUAGGCCUACAUCUUGUGCUUCUGUGAUGCAACACUGAAGCUCUUUGCUGGGUGUGGGUUUGACUGUCUCCUAUAGGCCAGAGAGGGCCACCUCCCACUUUCGCAACGUGCUGGGCUGGCUGGGAUCCUACUCUGGUUACUCUUUUGAUUGAGGCAGCAGGUAACUUUUGAGCUUUGAGCUCACUGCCCCACCACACCAUGCAGUCCCAAUCUGGGAAGAGGAGCCGCUCUCCCACACCUCAACAACACUCUUUAUAAGUGUGUUACAUAAUUGGUUUCAUACAGGAGAUAAGUGAAUGGCACGCUAUACUAGGCCCCUGGCCUGGAUUCCAAGGUGUGACAAGAAGAGCAGCACCUAUCACUCUGCUGGGCGCUGCAGGACUCACUGUAGGGAUAGGGGAUCAGUACCGGUCAAAUCUGGUUUCUGGUGUUGGCAUAAAGUGAUAUGGGUCUAAGUGGAACACAAGCUCACGCGCACAAACCGGCUCUCACACACGCAUGCUCGCUCUCUCAUUAGGGAAAAGAGGAUAGCAAUGCCAAUACCAUCGCUAUUAGUCAUAGAAUGCAUUCUGUGCCCCCAUGGAGAUAGGAGUGUUAUGCUUCUGUUGCCAGCUGACUAAAUACUCCCAGACAAAGAUACUACACUGAUACACCUAGCUGGAUAACUUAAUCCACUACGUGAAAUGACUGACUACAAACAUGUGAGCCUCAAAUAGCCCGCUACACUACAGUACAUACUGUACUGACAUACAGGUAUGUGCAAUGUGCAGCAGUUUUUAGAAAGGGUUAUGACAUGGCCACUUUUUUCUAAGUAGCCUAACAUGGCCACCAGCCAGUGUUACCAUGGUGACAGCAGUGCGGUGACUAUGAUGGGCCAGGCGGCCAUUAAAAGCCUUGCCCCUGGUGCUGAGAACUGGGAGCUGAAUGUGGACGCUUUUGUCUCCUUUUACCGAACAGGCUGGGCAGGUCUGCUACCUCUGCCUCUCUCUGUCUGAAUGCUGUCAUGCAAAGCUCCAUCCUCUGUACCUUGUAAUUAUCAGACCGCUCUGAGCUUUACAUAAACAGCACCUCUCAUAGUCACACACAGGUUACCGCUCAAAUGGCACCCUAUUCCCUAUAUAGUGCACUACUUUUGCCAAGGGCCCAUAGGGAAUAGGGUGCCAUUUGGGAUGCAUCCACACUACAAGUGGAACAAACCCUUACCCUACUCGAGGCUGCUCUCACCUGAAUCCAUUCCUAUCCACAGCACUGUAAACAUUUUAAAUCAACAAUCUGAGACAACAGAAAAGGGGCUAGGUUUAACAAUUGUCUGUCUGCACGUAGACAAGUCGUCUGUAAGGGCUAUCUAUGUGGUGCAUUAUAGGCCUAAUUAUUCCGUUUCGAUGGAAAAGGCAUAGGUCUACUCUCCUUUGCUAAUUCCUAUGCGUGUUAAACCACUCUUCAACUACACGUCACAGGAGGUUGGUGGCACCUUCAUUGGGGAGGACGGGCACGUGGUAAUGGCUGGAAUGGAAAAAGUGGAAAGGUAUCAACAACAUCGAACACAUGGUUUCCAUGUGUUUGAUGCCAUUCCGUUUGCUCCGUUCCAGCCAUUAUUAUGAGCCGUCCUCCCCUCAGCAGCCUCCACUGCUACACGUGUACUCAAAUCUCUUCAGUGCAAACACACUAAAGCCACAGAACAAAUCAAAUCACGGCCCUGUAAAAGUGACAGGAGAGAGAGCUGAGGACGAGUAUGAUAUUCACAACUAUUGAUUCACUUGGUCCGGUGGCAUGAGAGCAAAUGGAACUUUCUAAUCAGUUGACCUGCAUUAAUCUUAGUUAUGAGGGCUGAGGUGAUGGAGUCUUAGAGACUUGCACCCCCUUGGUACUGCAGCAGCAACAGGCCUGUAGUCUGGAGGAGCCUUGUGAAGCUGUGGAACCACACUCCCUGUUCUCUCCCUCUUUCUCUCUCCCCCCUCCCUCUCUCAGCGCCAGCCCUAAUCACCCAUGGCCCGCUUCCAGCCUGUGUGUGUGUAUUGAUUUCAGCUUCGACGUUCUCGUUGUCAUGCUUGAAGGAUUGCUUCCAGCUCAGUUUAUUUUACUGCCCCUGCAUGCUCCUGGCUACCCAGUUGAGCAGGUUGAGCAUUGCGUGUAGUGGAGUGUGUGUGUAUGUGCUGUGUGUGUGAGUGAGAGUACACAGGAUCGGGUGGGGGGGAGCUGUAGCAGGGGAAUUCCUUACAAACGCACCUAGCUGGCGGGAUGGUUGAAAAGCAACUAGAUUAUAGUGCAACUCCCACUUCUCCCUCUUAUUGCCUCUCCUCAGCGGCAGGUUGCAUGACAAGGAGCAGUUGACUUUGCUGUGUGCUUAUCGCUCGCGUGAUUGGCCGAGGAAUGGCGCAGCAGAGUAGACUGGGUUUCUCCCACCCCACUGUAACAUAUUACCUGUCUUUGUACUGGAACAGUGGGAGGGAGGUGGAGAUACGGACAGGGAAGAGAUAAGGUUCAUUUCACCCAGGCACGACAUCCGUCUGUCUGCUGUUUGCAGGUGUGUGUUUGCUUGUGUGUCACACUGCGUGUGUUCUGCCUUGAGUGAUAUGCCUAUGUGUUUCUGAUAGCUGAAUGUGUGCCUGCAUGCGCAGAAUACAUGAGGAGGGAGGACACGCUGAGCACUCAGUUGCCAGGCCAACGCUUUGGAACAGGCCAUUAAGGUCUUACCUGCCUCCCAGUGGCUUCACUAGCCCCUCCAGCUAGUCUUUGAUUCCUCUGUAGACUGUGCCAUGGGCUAUAGGUAGGGAUUAGCACAGGGCUCUUUAAAGGGCUCCAUGAGCAGCUACCAGAAUAAUGACACAGUCCUGGCAGCACCUAGGAGCCAUGUGCACUGGGCUGGUCUUUCCUAGAUAUCCUUCUACUGUGUUGACACACAGACCUGAGCAGAGCUCUAGAUGGAUAUACAGUUGAAGUCGGAAGUGUACAUACACUUAGGUUGGAGUCAUUAAAACUCGUUUUUCAACCACUCCACAAAUUUCUUGUUAACAAACUAUCGUUUUGGCAAGUCGGUUAGGACAUCUACUUUGUGCAUGCCACAAGUAAUUUUUCCAACUAUUGUUUACAGACAGAUUAUUUAACUUAUAAUUCACUGCUCAUGGGUGGCAGGUAGCUUAGUGGUUAAGAGCGUUGUGCCAGUAACCGAAAGGUCGCUGGUUCUAAUCCCCGAGCCGACUAGGUGAAAAAUCUGUCUGUGCCCUUGAGCAAGGCACUUAACCCUAAUUGCUCAUGUAAGUCGCUCUGGAUAAGAGCGUCUGCUAACUGACUAAAAUUUAAAUGUAUCACAAUUCCAGUGGGUCAGAAGUUUACAUACACUGAGUUGACUGUGUCUUUAAACAGCUUGGAAAAUUCCAGAAAAUGUCAUGGCUUUAGAAGCUUCUGAUAGGCUAGUUGACAUCAUUUGAGUCAAUUGGAGGUGUACCUGUGGAUGUAUUUCAAGGCCUACCUUCAAACUCAGUGCCUCUUUGCUUGACAUCAUGGGAAAAUCAAAAGAAAUCAGCCAAGACCUCAGAAAAACAAUUGUAGACCUCCAAAAGUCUGGUUCAUCCAUGGGAGCAAUUUCCAAACGCCUGAAGGUACCACGUUCAUCUGUACAAACAAUAGUACGCAAGUAUAAACACCAUGGGACCACGCAGUCCAUCAUACCGCUCAGGAAGGAGACACGUUCUGUCUCCUAGAGAUGAACGUACUUUGGUGCGAAAAGUGCAAAUCAAUCCCAGAACAACAGCAAAGGACCUUGUGAAGAUGCUGGAGGAAACAGGUACAUAAGUAUCUAUAUCCACAGUAAAACGAGUCCUACAUCAACAUAACCUGAAAGGCCGCUCAGCAAGGAAGAAGCCACUGCUCCAAAAACCGCCAUUAAAAAGUCAGACUACGGUUUUCAACUGCACAUGGGGACAAAGAUCGUACUUUUUGGAGAAAAUGUCCUCUGGGUCUGAUUAAACAAAAAUAGAACUGUUUGCCCAUAAUGACCAUCGUUAUGUUUGGAGGAAAAAGGGGAAGGCUUGCAAGUCGAAACACCAUCCCAACCGUGAAGCACGGGGGUGGCAGCAUCAUGCUGUGGGGGUGCUUUGCUGCAGGAGGGUCUGGUGCACUUCACAAAAUAGAUGGCAUCAUGAGGAAGGAAAAUAAUGUGGAUAUAUUGAAGCAACAUCUCCAGACAUCAGUCAGGAAGUUAAAGCUUGGUCGCAAAUGGGUCUUCCAAAUGGACAAUGACCCCAACCAUACUUCCAAAGUUGUGGCAAAAUGGCUUAAGGACAACAAAGUCAAGGUAUUGGAGUGGCCAUCACAAAGCCCUGACCUGAAAAUGUGUGGGCAGAACUGAAAAAGCGUGUGCGAGCAAGGCCUACAAACCUGACUCAGUUACACCAGCUCUGUCAGGAGGAAUGGGCCAAAAUUCACCCAACUUAUUGUGGGAAGCUUGUGGAAGGCUACCCGGAACGUUUGACCCAAGUUAAACGAUUUAAAGGCAAUGCUACCAAAUACUAAUUGAGUGUAUGUAAACUUCUGACCCACUGGGAAUGUAAUGAAAGAAAUAAAAGCUGAAAUAAAUCAUUCACUCUACUAUUAUUCUUACAUUUCACAUUCUUAAAAUAAUGUGGUGAUCCUAACUGACCUAAGACAGGGAAUUUUUACUAGGAUUAAAUGUCAUGAAUUGUGAAAAACUGAGUUUAAAUGUUUUUGGCUAAGGUGUAUGUAAACUUCCGAUUUCAACUGUAUAUACAGUACCAGUCAAAAGUUUGGACAUGAUUCCAUAUGUGGUAUUUCAUAGUUUUGAUGUCUUCACUGUGUGUCCAAGCUUUUGACUGGUAGUGUGUGUGUAUGUGUAUAUAUUGUGAUGUCACGAGAGGCUGUGUCCUGGAGGGACGUUACAUCCCCCUGAGAUGGCUGCAAACCCAGACAGCUAUGGCUCCAUCUGCUGGUAUGGUCGGGAACUCCACCCCUCUAUGGCCAAUCUUCCCACGCAGCUGAAACAAAUCAGGAGCUGAUGAGCUGGAGGGUUUUUGAAGGGAAGAGACACACUGAGAGGGAGGGGGUGGAGGGUGAAGAAACACAGUCUCCAACCUGGGCUCUCUGGAGGACAAGAGUGCUGCACGUCCACUUCCAUGAGGAAUAUAAGGAUUUGGAGAUACUUACCUUUGGGGAAAUACUCACCUUUGGAUAUAUUCGCCUGUGGAAAUACGUGAGAGACAUUUGGAAGGACUCUUUGCUGGGUUGGCCACUAGCUGCAACGUGGACUACAGUAAGGCUGGGGAAAAGUUAUCUGAGCGAGUGAGAAUUAUGAUUUUGGAUGUGGAAGAGACAUCCCUGAACUGUUAACCCUUAAAGAGCCACAAGAGAACAGAAUUUUGUUAUAUUUUCGUUAAUUUCCCAAGACCUUUAAUAAAAUCCUUGUUUUGUUUGAACCUUGUCUCCUUGCACUACUUGAGCAAUCCCGCUGAAAGCGGUGUAGCCUCUCGUGACGUCACAAUAUAUAUAUAUAUACAUACACACACACACCGUGGGGGAAAAAAGUAUUUAGUCAGCCACAAAUUGUGCAAGUUCUCCCACUUAAAAAGAUGAGAGAAGCCUGUAAUUUUCAUCAUAGGUACACGUCAACUAUGACAGACAAAAUGAGAAAAAAAAAUCUCCAGAAAAUCACAUUGUAGGAUUUUUAAUGAAUUUAUUUGCAAAUUAUGGUGGAAAAUAAGUAUUUGGUCAAUAACAAAAGUUUCUCAAUACUUUGUUAUAUACCCUUUGUUGGCAGACACAGGUCAAACGUUUUCUGUAAGUCUUCACAAGGUUUUCACACACUGUUGCUGGUAUUUUGGCCCAUUCCUCCAUGCAGAUCUCCUCUAGAGCAGUGAUGUUUUGGGGCUGUCGCUGGGCAACACGGACUUUCAACUCCCUCCAAAGAUUUUCUAUGGGGUUGAGAUCUGGAGACUGGCUAGGCCACUCCAGGACCUUGAAAUGCUUCUUACGAAGCCACUCCUUCGUUGCCCGGGUGGUGUGUUUGGGAUCAUUGUCAUGCUGAAAGACCCAGCCACGUUUAAUCUUCAAUGCCCUUGCUGAUGGAAAGAGGUUUUCACUCAAAAUCUCACGAUACAUGGCCCCAUUCAUUCUUUCCUUUACACGGAUCAGUCGUCCGUGCAGAAAAACAGCCCCAAAGCAUGAUGUUUCCACCCCCAUGCUUCACAGUAGGUAUGGUGUUCUUUGGAUGCAACUCAGCAUUCUUUGUCCUCCAAACACGACAAGGUGAGUUUUUACCUAAAAGUUCUAUUUUGGUUUCAUCUGACCAUAUGACAUUCUCCCAAUCCUCUUCUGGAUCAUCCAAAUGCACUCUAGCAAACUUCAGACGGGCCUGGACAUGUACUGGCUUAAGCAGGGGGACACGUCUUGCACUGCAGGAUUUGAGUCCCUGGCGGCGUAGUGUGUUACUGAUGGUAGGCUUUGUGACUUUGGUCCCAGCUCUCUGCAGGUCAUUCACUAGGUCCCCCCGUGUGGUUCUGGGAUUUUUGCUCACCGUUCUUGUGAUCAUUUUGACCCCACGGGGUGAGAUCUUGCGUUGAGCCCCAGAUCGAGGGAGAUUAUCAGUGGUCUUGUAUGUCUUCCAUUUCCUAAUAAUUGCUCCCACAGUUGAUUUCUUCAAACCAAGCUGCUUACCUAUUGCAGAUUCAGUCUUCCCAGCCUAGUGCAGGUCUACAAUUUUGUUUCUGGUGUCCUUUGACAGCUCUUUGGUCUUGGCCAUAGUGGAGUUUGGAGUGUGACUGUUUGAGGUUGUGGACAGGUGUCUUUUAUACUGAUAACAAGUUCAAACAGGUGCCAUUAAUACAGGUAACGAGUGGAGGACAGAGGAGCCUCUUAAAGAAGAAGUUACAGGUCUGUGAGAGCCAGAAAUCUUGCUUGUUUGUAGGUGACCAAAUACUUAUUUUCCACCAUAAUUUGCAAAUAAAUUCAUAAAAAAUCCUACAAUGUGAUUUUCUGGAUUUUUUUCUCUCAAUUUGUCUGUCAUAGUUGACGUGUACCUAUGAUGAAAAUUACAGGCUUCUCUCAUCUUUUUAAGUGGGAGAACUUGCACAAUUGGUGGCUUACUAAAUACUUUUUUCCCCCACUGUAUAUGUAUAAAUAAUGUGUAUGGUCCUGGACCUGAGUAUUCACUCAACAAGUCAAGCUGCAACACUCCCUCACACGCUAGCCAUCAUCAUUCACACAGGUGUACCAACCAGUACACCUUAAGCUCCUGUUUUGAAGUUUCCCCUUUGUCAUGGUACCCCUAUGUUUAGGUGGAGCGCUCUGUGAGGUGUGGUGGUAGUGUGUGUGGGCCCGGGGGGGUGCUGCUGCCGGUGUCUUGCCCAGCCCAAAGCUCUGCUUUUGGGGAUGCUGAGGGAGCUCAGCACAGAUGAGCUGGAGCGUGAUAACCCAGCCCCUCCAAAAGGCCAUGGGGGAAAGCUAGGAGAGGCGGCUCACAGUUUUCAUCCUCAUGUUUUGUAAAGGGCUGCCAAUCUCUUCUUUGUUGCGGUGGACAACAGUGACAAAUGAGAGAGGAAGAAGGGAAUCUUCCCUCCGUGAUGGGAAAGAGAUCAAGUCAAGGGAAGAGGCUUUCCCAAGGGAACUGGCUUUCCCAAGGGAACUGGCUCCUCGCGUGAGGGGAUGUGCUGCUUAUACAUAAACUCUUACUCCCUGAAGAGUUCCUGAGUGUGUGUGUGUGUGUGUGUGUGUGUGUGUGUGAGAGAGUGCGUUUGUCCUCAUUGUAAAAGUUAAUGUUGUUGGUGUAUUAUGCCUUCUAGUUCCUUUUGGGAAUUUCCAGUUGCACUGAUGAUGAGGAUUCUAUGCUGUUCUAUUUUUAGUGCCAUUUCCAUAUUUUUCUGGAACUUUAAAAAAACUUCUGACAUAAAAAAAAUACAAUCCAUUAAUGGCAAUCUCUCUCAUAUCAUAGCUACAUAUAUUAUAGUCUGGCACAAUAACAACUAAUACAUUUUUAUUUUCCCCUCUUGUCUCUCUCUCUCCUCUGACUGUAGACUCGGGCCUGGUUGUCCCCAGUGUGUCCUACGAGCUUCACAAGUGUCUUCUGGCUGCAGCGGAGCGGCAUGGCCUGUCUCUGGAGCGGAGGCUGGAGAUGACUGGUGUGUGUGCCAGCCAGAUGGCCCUCACUCUACUGGGUGGCCCCAACCGGUGAGUGUCUGGGUGGGUUCCCUCUACGGUGGUGACAUCACAUCACAUGCAACAGGCUUCAUCGAUACCAGAGUCGUGUUCAAUAGGCACGAAACUAAAGAAAAUGGUUUGAAACUGAGAGGUACUACAAUAUCUGAACUUCCCCAAUAAGAAAUGCUCGUUUUUGUUUUCAGUUGCAAAGCGUUUUGCUACAGUGUGCCCUAAUGAACAUGACCCAGGGUUAUACAAACAUGCCUUUGUCCUCCUAUUUUUGUCAAUUUUUCAUUGUUUCUUGUAUUGUUGCUGUGGUGAUAUACUGUAGUAAGGUGUUUUAAACAGGCAAUUAACCUUAGAGCGCUCCCUGUAAAGCACUGAUUAAUGAUGUAUAUAAACUCUAAAUUGCUGAUGCUAUGUAUUAGCCAAUGAGAGGUUUUGAACCCACCGGUCAGACAUAUUGUCAGUCCUCAGAAGAAGUAGUCCUAGGAAUGAAUGGAAUUCUACAUUUUUUGUAGGAAAUGUUUCAAGGACAAAAUCUGAUGUGUUUAAAGCUGCAAUAUGUAUAUUUUUGUAUUUUAUUUGUUCAAACGCUCUAAUAAUUCUCUAGUGGUUAUCCAGUGUUAUGCAACAGUAACAGUAUUGUACCUCUAGCCUACCUGAGAACCCCUGUAUUCAUUGGUUUUCGUUUUCCCUGUCGGGUCAAAUGUUGUGCUGCGCAUAAUGAGUUACGUGUUUCCGUCAGUGAGGAGGCCGUGCCACAGCUCAGGGAUAUUCUAACAGGUAGCCCGUAUGAUAGCUAGCUAGCUAGCUGAGCCCAUGUCCACACUUGGCUUGCAGAGAUAGCUAGCUUACAGACAUGGCAGACGUGAGGGGUAAACGACCUGACCCAGCAGCAGCUACUCCUCCAUCUAAGCCAAAGAAACAGAACUUUGGAGAGCAGACAGGCGAAAAGGGAAAGCUAUAGAGCCCGGGCCAAGACUAGAGUAAACCUCGGAUUUGUGUUCACAGUGGAGAGAACUAAGAGAGUUGAAAGGAUUCAAAACCGACACAGUUUGCAUUUUUUCUCCUGAAAGGUAAGACUUUGCUAGGUAGAUGAUAUACAUUUAAAUUAUGGUUUGCAAUUUAGUUGUAAAAAUGUAUGCGAAUGUUAUAUUUUGGAUUGCUUGUUUUGAUUGUUUUCAAGCCACACAUCCAAUAGUUCGUAUUAGCUUGUGUAGCUUGUUAGCUGGCUUUGUCAUUGCUGCUUUAUUUCAUUUGAAUAUACAAUUUAGCUUCACUAGUUAGUCCUAACUAGCUACCUAACUUAUGUGUAUAACGUUACUUGACCUUGUGUUAUAUUUCUGUGGUCUGAAAGUCAAGCUGUGAUAUUGGCUAGCUAGCUACUUCACACACUACUCUACUGGCACGGAAUAGCCAUGAUCAUAAAGCUCAUUUCAGAUACACAAGAUGAGACCAGAUGCGACGGUUUGUUUGAUCUGAAGGGUCUAGUUUUCCAAGGUUCAACAUGUAGGCCCUGCGACAAGACGGAUUCCAAGAUUCAACAUGUAAGUCUUGCGACAAUACAUAUCCAUUUAGCCAAUCAAAGAACAGUGCGCUAACCAUAGAGAUUUGAUUAAUUCUAUGGCGCUAACGUUCUGUGUUCAGCUAACUAGCUAGCUAAGCAGAGAGCUAGAUAGCUAUUUUGCUGCACAUAGCUAGCCUAGCUUGCUGACAAGUCACAAAGUGUACCCUGUUUCUGGUGCAUGUACAGUGGGGAAAAAAAGUAUUUAGUCAGCCACCAAUUGUGCAAGUUCUCCCACUUAAAAAGAUGAGAGAGGCCUGUCAUUUUCAUCAUAGGUACACGUCAACUAUGACAGACAAAAUGAGAAAAUAAAUUCCAGAAAAUCACAUUGUAGGAUUUUUAAUGAAUUUAUUUGCAAAUGAUGGUGGAAAAUAAGUAUUUGGUCAAUAACAAAAGUUUCUCAAUACUUUGUUAUAUACCCUUUGUUGGCAAUGACACAGGUCAAACGUUUUCUGUAAGUCUUCACAAGGUUUUCACACACUGUUGCUGGUAUUUUGGCCCAUUCCUCCAUGCAGAUCUCAUCUAGAGCAGUGAUGUUUUGGGGCUGUCGCUGGGCAACACGGACUUUCAACUCCCUCCAAAGACUUUCUAUGGGGUUGAGAUCUGGAGACUGGCUAGGCCACUCCAGGACCUUGAAAUGCUUCUUACGAAGCCACUCCUUCAUUGCCCGGGCGGUGUGUUUGGGAUCAUUGUCAUGCUGAAAGACCCAGCCACGUUUCAUCUUCAAUGCCCUUGCUGAUGGAAGGAGGUUUUCACUCAAAAUCUCAUGAUACAUGGCCCCAUUCAUUCUUUCCUUUACACAGAUCAGUCGUCCUGGUCCCUUUGCAGAAAAACAGCCCCAAAGCAUGAUGUUUCCACCCCCAUGCUUCACAGUAGUUAUGGUGUUCUUUGGAUGCAACUCAGCAUUCUUUGUCCUCCAAACACGACGAGCUGAGUUUUUACCAAAAAGUUAUAUUUUGGUUUCAUCUGACCAUAUGACAUUCUCCCAAUCCUCUUCUGGAUCAUCCAAAUGCACUCUUGCAAACUUCAGACGGGCCUGGACAUGUACUGGCUUAAGCAGGGGGACACGUCUGGCACUGCAGGAUUUGAGUCCCUGGCGGCGUAGUGUGUUACUGAUGGUAGGCUUUGUUACUUUGGUCCCAGCUCUCUGCAGGUCAUUCACUAGGUCCCCCCGUGUGGUUCUGGGAUUUUUGCUCACCGUUCUUGUGAUCAUUUUGACCCCACGGGGUGAGAUCUUGCGUGGAGCCCCAGAUCGAGGGAGAUUAUCAGUGGUCUUGUAUGUCUUCCAUUUCCUAAUAAUUGCUCCCACAGUUGAUUUCUUCAAACCAAGCUGCUUACCUAUUGCAGAUUCAGUCUUCCCAGCCUCGUGCAGGUCUACAAUUUUGUUUCUGGUGUCCUUUGACAGCUCUUUGGUCUUGGCCAUAGUGGAGUUUGGAGUGUGACUGUUUGAGGUUGUGGACAGGUGUCUUUUAUACUGAUAACAAGUUCAAACAGGUGCCAUUAAUACAGGUAACGAGUGGAGGACAGAGGAGCCUCUUAAAGAAUAAGUUACAGGUCUGUGAGAGACAGAAAUCUUGCUUGUUUGUAGGUGACCAAAUACUUAUUUUCCACCAUAAUUUGCAAAUAAAUUCAUUAAAAAUCCUACAAUGUGAUUUUCUGGAUUUUUUUUUCUCAAUUUGUCUGUCAUAGUUGACGUGUACCUAUGAUGAAAAUUACAGGCCUCUCUCAUCUUUUUAAGUGGGAGAACUUGCACAAUUGGUGGCUGACUAAAUACUUUUUUCCCCCACUGUAUGUCAUAACACUUGUUUGCUACAACACCUUGCCACAACAAGUGGCAGCUUUGUUUCAAAGUUUCAUCACGUCAUUGUAAAGAGUUACAGAGGAAACGGUGUCAACUGCACGUCUCUUCUUUUUGAUCUGAAUGCCCCGUCUUUAGUCAGCUGUUGUACAACACAACAUUCUAAAACUAGCUAGUUUUGCCUCAUGUCGGCUGUUGUAUCUGAACUGGGCUUCAUGGCUUGACGUCAAAGCUCUCAAAAAUAUAUUUGAAGUUGAUAUAUUAUUUUUAUGUCAUGAAAGGAAUAAAUCGACAACACCUAGCAAGCCUGUUUCCAGCUCCACCAUUGUUGAGUAUUGGAGCAGAAUCAGAUCGGUAAGCACAGACUUUAGCAAAGUGUUUUUGACCAUGUUGUAUGUUCCAUCAUUGUGUUUCCCCUAGCUGGCCAAGAACAAUAAUGUUUUACCUAAUAACAAAGUAGCAUAUUUUAAUGCUAGGAAUCUAUCUAGCUAAUCUGUUUAGGAAAAUGAACUACCCAGGAUUUACUUUGAGUAUUGAUGACAUUCUAUCCCAACAUUAUCCUACUGCACAGAGAUGUUACUAUGUUAUUCCCCAUUUGAGAUGUCUGGAUGAGAUGGAAACAGACAUAGGCCAAAAGAUACAGAUGGAUUGGGUGUAUAAGACUGUAACAUUACAUUAUAUUAAAUUACUGGAAACAUGAAUUCCUCAUUCUGUCUAAUAGCCUCCUUCUCCAAUGAAUGUAUUUACCCUGGAAAUAUAUGACUGAUGGUCAUCAAAGCUAUUCUGCCAUAGUUGUAAAAUUGUAUUCCAUAUUGGGAUUGAUGGGCAAUGUUUUAUUUGUUGUCUAUCUAGGUCAGGGAUGGUCAACUCCAGUCCUCUGUGGCUUGAUUGGUGACAAACUUUUGCCCCAGCUGACACACCUUACUCCAAUAAUCAACUAAUCAUGGUCCUUACCUCAUUUCUACCAGCAUGUCACCUGUGCAACUAGAGGUGGAAAACACUAGAUCUCCUUUACUCCACACACAGAGACCCAUACAAAGCUCUCUCUCACCCUCCAUUUGGCAAAUCUGACCGUAACUCUAUCCUCCUGAUUCCUGCGUACAAGCAAAAACUCAAACAGGAAGUACCAGUGACGCGCUCAAUACAAAAGUGGUCCGAUGAAGCGGAUGCUAAGCUACAGGACUGUUUCACUAGCACAGACUGGAAUAUGUUCCGGGACUCAUCCGAUGGCAUUGAGGAGUUUUACAACAUCAGUCACCGGCUUCAUUAAGUCCAUUGAUGACGUCAUCCCCACAGUGACCAUACGUACUGUACAUAUCCCAACCAGAAGCCAUGGAUUACAGGCAACAUCCGCACUGAGCUAAAGGCUAGAGCUGCCGCUUUCAAGGAGCGGUACACUAACCCGGAAGUUUAUAGGAAAUCCCGCUACGCCCUCUGGCAAAUCAUCAAACAGGCAAAUUGUCAAUACAAGACUAAGAUCGAAUCCUACUACACCGGCUCUGAUGCUCGUCGGAUGUAGCAGGGCUUGCAAACUAUCACGGAUUACAAAGGGAAACCCAGCUGUGAGCUGCGCAGUGACAUGAGCCUGCCAGACGAGCUGUGAGUGCUACAGGGCAAAAGUAAUUUAGGCAGGUUACUUUGACGUUCUUGUGCAUGGGGACUAUAGUGGUCUGCUUGAAAGAAAUUGGUAUUACAGACUGGGUCAGGGAUAGGUUGAAAAUGUCAGUGAAGACACUUGCCAGCUGGUCAGUGCAUGCUCUAAUUACGCAUCCUGGUAUUCCAUCUGGCCCCGCGGCCUUGCGAAUGUUAAGCAGUUUAAUUCUUAAAAGUCUAAGCCGGUGGGGGUUCUAAGAUGACAUAUGCAAUUGUUUUAAAAUCAUACUAUUGGAUUGAAUUUAGGAUAGGUAUAAAUAUAAAAAUUGACUAUAUGAAUUUGCCUUAUUCUUGGCCCCGACGCUUGCGAAUUAACAUUCAUAAAGGUCAACAGCGUCCUCAACACAAUGACAAUGUUUUGAAAUAUUUCCUAUAUUAAUUGUAGACCUUUAGGAAAGCAAGGGGAAAUAAUGGUCCCAUUUUUAUGGGUAGGCACAGAACUACCUUCAUAUUUCCAUUAAUUUUUUUACAAACCGGGACCGGUUACCUUGAGACGAGUCCCGUGGGGGUCGUAGAGUAAAAUGGAGACCACCAUCGUUAGAAUCUCCCCUUUCCAUAGAGUGGUCAUACUAGUUUGUAGGUCAAACCGUUCGGAUGCUACAGACGUUUCCGUGAGAAGACCAAUUUUUGGGAUGUUUUAUGGUUUGAUAAACACAGCUCUAGUUCUGAUACCUUUCACCGCAGAUGUGGAAGUGCGACAUAGGCGGAUGCGGUGGAUUGAGACGCAUCCAAUGCAAAAAAACAUAUCUCACCAGGUGCGUCAAUCGACUCAAGGGGAUUUUAAAGGUCUUACUCGCAUCAGCUACGGAGAGCGAGAUCAUACAGUAGUCAGGAACAGCUGGUGCUCUCAUACAUGGUUCAGUGUUGCUUGCCUUGAAGCGAGCAUAGAAGGCAUUUAGCUCUUCUGGUAGGCUCAUGUCGCUGGGCAGUUUGCGGCUGGGUUUCCCUUUGUAAUCCAUGAUAGUUUGCAAGCCCUGCCACUUCCGUAGAGCGUCAGAGCUGGCGUAGUAGUUUUCCAAUCUUAGUCCUGUAUUGACGUUUUGCCUGUUUGAUGGCUUGCCGGAGGUCUUUGCGGAAUUUCUUAUAAGUGUCCGGAUUAGUCCUAAUCUUGAAAGCAGCAACUCUAGCCUUUUAGCUCAGUGCAAAUGUUGCCUGUAAUCCAUGGCUUCUGGUUGGGGUACGUACGGUCACUGUUGGGAAGACAUCGUCGAUGCACUUAUUAAUGAAGCCAGUGACUGAUGUGGUUUAACUGCUCAAUGUUAUCGGAUGAAUCCCGGAACAUAUUCCAGUCUGUGCUAGCGAAACAGUCCUGUAGCUUAACAUUCGCUUCAUCGGACCACUUCCGUUUUGAGCGCGUCACUGGUACUUCCUGUUUUGAGUUUUUGCUUUCAAGCAGGAAGCAGGGAGAUAGAGUUAUGGUCUGAUUUGCCAAAGGGAGGGCAUUGUAUGUGUUUCUGUAUGUGGAGUAAAGGUGAUCUAGAGUUUUGUCGCCUCUAGUUGCACAGGUGACAUGCUGGUAAAAAUUUGGUAAAACUGAUCAAAACCAGACUAAUAUUUUCAACAGAUGUCAACACUACACUGAUGGUAAUGAAAUUCUAUAGACAAAAUACUCACCAAAUAUUAUUCUAUCUUUCAGCUAAAGGAGAUGGUGUCUACGCAUUGAAAACUGCACAGGACUACACCUACAUCCCAGAACUUCAGAGAGCAGUGUUGAAAAGGCUCUCAAUUGGGGCUAACAAGGAGAAUGAUCCUGAGAUCAGAUGACCCAAGACUCCCUGAAGUCCCACCACCAACAACUGCUGACCUGCUACAAGUUCGAGGAGAUGUCGACACGCAACACAGGAUGCAGUUAGCACACCUUUGAGCGGGGAAGGACCUGAGCUCUCCGUUUUGUCAGACUUGGUCGUUCCCAGGAAGUGUGUGAACCUGUGGAGUACUCAGAAAUGUUGUUGAAAGAGUUGGGCCUACAACCAAACAUAUAUAAAUCAUAUAAAUAAGGGAUGUUUGUGUGGGCAACAAUAAACUUGUGUGAGAAACAAUAUUUGUGCAUUCUUUAUCUAGCAAAUUGGCAUCAUUAUGGAAUGGUUUUAGAAUGAUUUACUAAACUGUUCUCUUUUCCUGGAUAUCUAUGCUCUUGGCAGUUUUCACUUCAAAUUAGCAGACCUACAGGUGGGUAGAUAUCCAGAAAGACGGAUGUACCACGCUGGUGUAAAUACAGUACAAAACAAGUCGGUCCGAUUACACAUCAGGUCAAAUAAAGUUUUACUAGGGAGAUUAACAAGCAUAUACGGUAUUAUCUUUCAACUUCCUGAAAUAACAAAAGCACAGUGAAAGGAAAACAUUCUGAUAAAGUACUGAACUGGUAAAGUACUGAAGUGAUGUCACCCAGACUAAGGACAAAAUCACAAAAAGAUUACUUACAAAGAUCUCACCAAAUGGAGGAUCCACAUGAAGAAUAGAGUACAGUGUAGUCGUGGAAAGUGUUCCGUAAACAUACUUGGUAAUAAAUAACUGAAAUAGUGCAGUGGUGAAAUGGCAGUGGUUGUGUUGUAUGCUGUAGGAGUCUCCCUACAAUUUAGGCAGGUGCACCAGCAAGGCUGUCCGCGAUGUGGGAUGUCUGGAGAUCCUGGGAUAGCUCUCCGGUACUCCAUGAUGCCAAAAAUCACUCCAGUUAGAUUAACUUAAUUACAGCAUGCAGACAAAUGUUGUGUGAUAAGAUUUGAAUGUUGUGAAACAUGUAUACAGUACCACAGGUGAAAGAUUUUUACUAACCUUCAUCUCGGCCAGCCUCUCUUCUUGCAGUUGGGCAGAUCUUUUCAAGUUCUUCCUGUCCAAUUCUUUCUGCAGCCCUGCCUGUGCCCCUUAUGGCCCACGGCUCUUCAUAACUGGAAUCCUACAGGAAAUAAGAUGUAUGCAACACUGUUAUUAUGAUUGUAUUGUAAUGUUCACUACAUGGUCUUUUUAUGUAUAACCAAUAUUGAUUUUCAUGCAGAAGGGUCGAGUAUCACACUUCUACAAUCACUGCACAACGUCUUCAUAUGUAGCCAUAGCUCUCGAGAAUCAAGGGGCCAUCCCAGUAAUAUUAUUAGCUAGCUAGUAUAGGAGUCAGAAGGGCAAAUGACUGAAUGCAUGCCAAAGUUAUUUUACAUGAAUGCAGAUCUAUGAAGUCAAAUAGCUAAUUUACAUUUUACAUUUUAGUCAUUUAGCAGACGCUCUUAUCCAGAGCGACUUACAGUUAGUGAGUGCAUACAUUUUCAUACUGGCCCCCCGUGGGAAACGAACCGACAACCCUGUCGUUGCAAGCGCCAUGCUCUACCAACUGAGCUUCAGGGGACUAAUGUACUAAGUUAGCAAUCUGACGAUAGCUAUCAAGCUAUCUAAUAUUGUAUCAGGCAGGGAAAUUCACGGUAGCUAUUCUCAACCAUGUAGCUAAGUUUGCUAGCUAGCUACCUUGACAUUGCUAGCGUUAGCUACCUUUCUGGCUGACAACAACGUGAAUAUUUUUUAUUAGAAUAUAAAAAACGAGGAUUAUAGCCGGCAUAUAAAAAGCCCCCAGGGGUCCCAGGACAAAGUUUGGGAAACCCUGCACUAGAUAACACAGCCAUAGCGGCUGUUGAUGCUAAGUCAUCCCAUCGGCGACUACCAAUGAGAGAUGGGGUUUAUGGGAAAUCGUGUUCAAAUCUAGAACAAAAUACCGCAUUCUUGCCAGAGGGGUCUCCAAAAACGUCUGUACACACAUAGUUACGCAGUGAAGCUUUAACAAUUUUUUUGUUGUUGUAGUGGGUACAUUAACAUUAGUACUUUCUAAAAAUUAUACUUUAAAUAAAUGUUUUUUGGGGGGGGGGGUUUUUUAAUUAUUUUUUUGCUCACAAAAUAUAAUUACAAAAUAUGCAUUAAGGUGUCUGUAAUAGAAUAAACAUUGCAAAAACAAAUGUAGACAUUAAUUAAUGCAUUAUUUUGUGUAGCUUCCCAAAAACAAUUUUUUUUACAACGUGGAGGGAGUACCAAAAUGGAGGCGUGGUGGCUUCAAAACAACGCCCCCUGUACGUCAUCUAGUGUAUAUUAAAUAAUUGUACUGAUUCUCCCUGUUAAGUCAGGGAAUGUCUGACAGGCUGUGAAUCUCCCAUUUCCCCUCUGCUUCAGGCUUUUCUCUUUGUGCGUGUGAAGGAGUCAGUGCAAACGCCAUAUUUAUGAUGAAUAGACGGUGGCUUUAGCAGUUAAUCAUGACAGAAAGCCAAUACUUUGAAUGGAAAGGUGUAGCAGCAUAUUGAAAGCAUGAGGUGUUUAUGAUCGACAGGACACAAUGCUCCACUGACCUUGAUUACAAUGACUGCAGAUAAAGUCUUCCUCUGGUGUUUAUGCUGUAGUUGAAGAGUAGUGUUUUUUAUAAGAAAGGGAAACCCUUAGUUCCUAACUUUAACUUGCACAACAACCAGUUUAUUACCCAUGCAGUCCUGAGGUGAUAAUAAUGCUCCUUUGUCUGCACUUUGUGGAAUCUGCAGAUAAAGAUUUUCAGAUCAGUCAUGAUUGUAUUCUGCACAAUUCAUUAUCUCAAUGAGGACAUUAAAGUUUGUCUAAUCUACCGGUAAUCAAAUAUCACAGGCCUUGGCAUGUACUCUUUGUACUGAUAGCCUAGCGGUUAAGAGGUUAGGCCAGUAACCGAAUGGUUGCUGGUUCGAAUCCCAGAGCUGAUUAGGUGAUAUCUGUCGAUGUGCCUUUGAGCAAGGCACUUAUCCCUAAUUGCUCCUGGAUAAAAGUGUCUGCUAAAUGACUAAAAUAAAAAUAAAUUUUUAAGUACAAUGAUAAGAAAUCAAAAUAAGACAACAAAAAAAUCACAAAUGUCUCUUGGAUGUCCCCAGGCUGACCCCUAAGAAUAAUCACCAACGUCCCACGGUAGCCCUGCUGUGCGGCCCCCAUGUCCAGGGGGCCCAGGGCAUCAGCUGUGGACGGCACCUGGCCAACCACGAGGUGGAGGUCAUCCUCUUCCUCCCCAACUUGGUCAAGAUGCAGGAGUCCAUAACCAACGAGCUCGCCCUCUACAGCAAGACCAGCGGCAAGCAGGUGGCCAGCAUCAAAGGUACCGACUCAUGCUGACUAACAUAGAUUUGUCCUCUGUUCACAAAUAUUAUCUGCUUUUGAAAUCAUUAGAUGUGAUGAGACUGUAGAUAGAAAGGUAAAUGGACUGUAGGUAGUGAAGAUAGUGAAUCCACUUCCUUGUAGUGUGUUCUUUUGUUAGCAUGAGCUGUAUAAAAAAUCCAUUGUUUUCUAAUCUAGAGUAGACACUUCCCUCUGUUAUAUUCACAACAAGCAACAAUUUCAAAGAUUUUACUGAGUUACAGUUCAUUAGGCCCUAAUCUAUGGAUUUCACAUGACUGGUCCAGAGCAUCCAAAACAUGCUAAAUGGGUGACCUGUCUGAGUAUGUAGGCCAUGGAAGAACUGGGACAUUUUCAGCUUCCAGGAAUUGUGUACAGAUCCUUGCGACAUGGGUCUGUGCAUUAUCAUGCUGAAACAAGAGGUGAUGGCGGUGGAUGAAUGGCACGAACAUGGGCCUCAGGAUCUCGUCACGGUAACUGUGUACAUUCCAGUUGCCAUCGAUAAAAUGCAAUUGUGUGCGUUGUCUGUAGCUUAUGCCUGCCCAUACCAUAACCCGACCGCCACCAUGGGGCAUUCUGUUCACAACGUUGACAUCAGCAAACCGCUCGCCCACACAACGCCAUACACGUGGUCUGUGGUAGUGAGGCCAGUUGAACGUACUGCCAAAUUAUCUAAAACGACGUUUGAGGCGGUUUAUGGUAGAGAAAUGUACAUUAAAUUAUCUGGCAACAGCUCUCGUGGACAUUCCUGCAGUCACCAUGCCAAUUGCACGUUCCCUCAACUUGACAUCUGUGGUAUUGUGUUGUGUGACACAACUGCACAUUUUAGAGUGGCCUUUUAUUGUCCCCAGCACAAGGUGCACCUGUGUAAUGAUCAUACUGUUUAAUAAGCUUCUUGAUAUGCCACACCUGUCAGGUGGAUGGAUUAUCUUGGCAAAGGAUAAAUGCUCACUAACAGGGAUGAAAACAAAUUUGUGCCCAACAUUUGAGAUAAACAAGCUUUUUGUGUGUAUGGAACAUUUCUGUGAUCUUUUAUUUCAGCUCAUGAAACAUGGGCCCAACACUUUACAUGUUGCGUUAAUAUUUCCGUUCAGUAUAGUUAGACACAUAAGGCACAAUCAGCUAGACACUGUAAAAUCAGUGCUUCUUGUCUGCUUUUAACAGUGGUACACUGAAACAAUGUUGCCCUCUGCUGGAGGUGUAGCUACUCGGAAGCUUUAAGUUCAAACCCUGAUCUCUGUCCCGCUCUCUCCUCCUCCUCCUAGACCUGCCGGUCAGCCCAGUGGACCUGGUCAUCAACUGUCUGGACUGCCAUGAGAACGGCUUCCUGAGGGACCAGGCCUGGUACCUGGCGGCUGCAGACUGGGCCAACCAGAACAGGGCUCCGGUGCUCAGCAUUGACCCUCCAGUGAGUGGCCAGAAGCAGGCCGUGGAGGCCAAGUGGACUCUGUCUUUGGGCCUGCCCUUGCCUCUGGAUGGUGGGGAGGCUAGGGUCUACCUGUGUGACAUUGGGGUACCCAAGCAGGUGUUCCAGGAAGUGGGCAUCAACUACCAUUCGCCCUUCGGCUGCAAAUUCGUUAUUCCUUUACACUCUGCAUAGCAGGACCUCCUACAACCCUGUGUUUUCAUUCUAGUGAAAUACAGAAGGACAAUGCACACAGAUAUAGGACCAGCCUCAAUUCCUGCAAGUCCUGAUAGUUAGAGACUUCCAGGUGCAGUGUCAAGGCCUUCUUAGAGGGUGAUGUGUACAGUUACUGAAAAUAAGUUGUGGGGGGAUUUCUUAAAACAGAAUGUGCACUUAAUUGUGUUGCUGGUUGGUAUUUGUUUUCCCUUUGCUCCUGGUUGACCCCUGGGAGUGUAUCGCGUGCCGUGAAGUACCACUGGAGAAGGGGAAAGCUCUAAGAGGAGGGCUUCCUGUCUUGUUGGGCUUUGUGAUAAGGGCUAUGUGUAUGUAUUGCCCACCUCUAUCAGCCAGUCUGAGUAUGUUAUGUUUACAGAGAGCUGACUGACCGCUAUGAGUCAGUCUCUGUCUAUGACCCCUGACCCUGACCGUGUGACCAGCCCUGGGCCUGAGACACACAUCCUGUUUCCUACCGUAGAUUGUGUGUGGACUGGAGACAACGGGACCUGGCUGACCCAGUGCCCCACAGCAGAGCUCAAUCUCUCUGGGAAAAUCCCUAUGAUCUGAAUUUGAGAUUUUGGUUGAAAUGCCCUGACUCUCACUAAAUUAAAUUGGUGUGUUUCUCUUAAAUGUGACUUUUUGGUCAGCAUCGAUUGUAGCGAUUUUCAAUUGAAAUUUGUAAUUUAGCUAGCACUGGUAUCAACUAGGCAAAAACCAAUUUGUUUGUCCUCUUUUCUCAAUUAUCUCAGAAGAAAAUGUUUAAGAAUUUGUUUGUUUUUGAUAAAUAGGGAAGAUGUUUUGCCUUUGUUUGAAUGCAUAUAUUUUCUAAACUGCAUCUGGGCUAUAUUUUUAACAACGCUGCAAAGAAAGCUGUAAAGUGGUGCUCAACACUUUUGUUUCAGUGUAUUGGUGUUACCAUAGAAACAAAUAGUUUCUGUCUUUUGCACUUCUCAUAUGAAAUAAUAUCUUUGUUUGACACCUGUCAGAUAAGGCCACAUACAGGCAUAUAAUAGUUUACAAGGGUAUGCAUAUUAAUCUGUUAAGUAGCUAUACAUGGUAGCGAGGUACACAUCCUCUGUUGCCGUGGCUGUGUUCUUGCUUCAGGUUUUGGUAAAGUGUAAUUUGCCAGACAGUACCAUUUAGUUUACACUUAGUAUUACAGCAUUUGUCAAGAAACAUAAAGGUCAAGUUAGUUUUUCUAGUAGUAGCCAUUCUACCAUUUAAUUCACUUUAUGAUAGGAUUGGGUUUGUAUUUCAUUUGUAUAAGCAAUAUGUCAAUUCAAUUCCAAACACAAGCCUUAGAUGUGCAGCUAAACAGAGUGGCCACAGUAGAUAAUACUUAUUUUUUUUACUUCCAAUCAUUUUGAAAGCGGAUCUUUAAAUGCACUUGAGCCAGAAUUGGAUUUGUGUGAGACGUUCGGUGGUUGUGUAAACAGAUCUGUGAUUGCAGGCCUAUUUGGUCACGUACUGGCCAGGAUGUCUGAAUUAUGUUUGCAAACGAUGAGCAAUUUUUUAAAACACUCGGUGCAUCUUAGAAUGGUUGAGUUUUGCUCUGCUGCAGAGUGCAGACAUCCUGUUUUGGGGAGUUUUUGUGAAUGGGUUAGAUUUAGGUUUGGCUAUGUUUCUCCCAGGGCAGUUUUCAGUCACUGGGCAGUCAUUGAGGCUGACUGCUGUGUUGAAAACUGUAUUUUACUCUUUUUUUUAUUCUAAAUCCAAUUAUUGGUGUGUUUGCACAUCUUCAUGGGUAGUCUAUGAGGAUUUAUCUGAAUUGAUCGGGUUACAACUUUGCAAACAUUCAUAUGACUUGGAAAUACUAUCUUGUCUGUGUAUCAGCUCUGCUCUACAUUUCCAAACGACCAAAUCAGACUAUUGUUAAUAGUGCAUUAAGUGCAUACAGCGCAUGUUGCUCCAUUUCAAGGUCAUGUAAUACAGUGAAUCAAUGGCAUCUGUCGCCAGUUGUGUUCUAGCUGGUAGGACUCUUUGAGUUUUCAUUUGUUUUUGUUUAUCUCUGGUAAUGUUGCUCAAUAAUGCUGUGUUUCUCAACAAUGUGUCGCAAUGAGCUUUCUCACUUAUUACAAGUGUAUGUAGCCUAUUUUUGUAAAUGUAUGCCAUCUCACUUGCAGUGUCUGUAGUUGGCACCUGCAGUAUCUACAUAACAUGUUAUGAUGUGAGAAUAGAACAACACAAUGUAUCAUUAUAAAGCAUCCAAGACACGUAUUUGAGCCUAGUUGUUGGGCUCCUUGAGGCUGCUGCUGUUGUCAGCUUUGAGAGGAAUGCCAUCAGAUGGCCUGUUCCUGCAUGCGAUGCCAGAGAGUUAUGGAUGCUGAGGUGCGAAAUCUUACAGGAGAUGCUUUUUUUUUGUCACCUAAAAGUGCUACUUUCAGAAAUUUUUCCCAGGGAAUUAUUGUAUUGUAUUGUGACACUCCAGCCCAGACAGAUGUGAAUUUAUUUUUAAGUGAUUUAUGGUCAUAUUGUUACAAAAGAUUUGCCAGAAAACAGGCCAUGUUUUUGCACAGACAAUUAGUCAUUUUCUUAAGGACUCACAGUAAUUGUUUUUGGGAAGUGUCCUCGUGGUAGCUAGCAAUGGGAUAGUGGCUAAUCUCAUAUGAUGUUAUGAUGGAGGAACUAAACCAUUUUUGUUUGAUCAUAUCCUUACAGAUUUCAUCAUGGUUUUUUUUUU